AUGCAAUCAAAUUCCUCUUCCUCUCUCAACAUAGUAUCCUCUGUAAACUCCUCUUAUGCCCUAUCCUCUCCUUCCGACAGUGCUGAAAUCCCUUCUAAAUCUAGCCCAAUGGUAGGCUACUGGAAGCUUAGGAGCACACGCGGCCUUUCGCGAACAUCUAGGGAUAAUGUUACUGGGUCUCUUGUCUCCACUCCUGCCUUACUUUCUAUCCGUUCAUCGCCUUUAUCGUCAUUGCCAGACUCAAAUACAAUCAGCUCGGUAUCCACCAGUACUUCCUGUGUCAACUUUGAUGCUGGGCCUGUCUUAGCAAUAGAUGGUAGUGCCGAUGUCCUCUUCACUCCUAUUCUUUCUACUACUACCCCCGACAUUUCUGCCAUUAAUAAGGCUGCUUUCCCUUCUGCAUCAACUAGCAUCAACAGUCACUGCCAACAUGCUACAUCCUCCGUUUUAUCAGCAAUCUCCUCGACCGCUCCCCGCGUCAUUUCUCCUUUCUUUCCCCAAUCUUCUAUCUCGAUCCGCCCCAGUGUGACUUCGAUACACGAUACGUUUCCACAGGAGGUCUGCCAUUCAUUUCCUUUCGAGCUGAGGUAA
Molecule: messenger RNA, 591 nt
Organism: Protopolystoma xenopodis
Lineage: Eukaryota; Metazoa; Platyhelminthes; Monogenea; Polystomatidea; Polystomatidae
Source: the annotation of a GenBank genome assembly